Molecule: messenger RNA, 3056 nt
Organism: Syngnathus typhle (broad-nosed pipefish)
Lineage: Eukaryota; Metazoa; Chordata; Actinopteri; Syngnathiformes; Syngnathidae
Gene: pwwp2b
Product: PWWP domain containing 2B
Exons: 3
Coding region: 435-2312 (625 amino acids)
Cellular component (GO): nucleoplasm; nucleus
Source: RefSeq, a predicted model, not a curated record
AACACAUCCUAUUCAAAUGAAUGCGAAUACAUUUCGCGUGUAAAACAUCUCGUGGUCUUCGUCAAGCUGCGGACAAAACGGAAGACAUUUCCGAGGCAAAACGUUGCCAAUAAUGACUGCGAAGUCAAAGUGAGGCAGGGAAAGGGAAGGCAAGGCAAGUCAGGGAAGGGAAGGGAAAGGAAAGGAAAGGAAGGGAAAGGAAAGGGAAGGCCUGGUCUUGAGAGCUUUUCGCUUCUCUUGCUUGCACAGGCAGCGUGAUGUCAGCGGUGGCUGUAUUGGUGUCAUUGACUCGGUAGGGGUGAUGGCGUCAUUUGAUGCCCUGCCGUAGCCUCCUGCUUCAAUAGCGAAGGGGAGACGGAGCUUUAGCCGACGCGACCGUGGCUCCCUUGGCCCGGAUCGAGCACCGCCGAGCCGGAUACCUCACCACGGGAAACAUGGAGGCUGCGGCCGAGGAGCUGCUGGCCGGCUCUCGGCUACCCGUCACUAUCGAUCAAAUAGUUAACGAUACGCUAUUGGUGACGCUGACCUACCGAGAGAGAAGCUAUACGGGGAUAUUACUCGACUGCAACAAAAAGACCGGGCUCUUCUGUUUGCCAGACUUAGCGGCCAAAGCGGUCGACUUCCCGGCGGUAUCUCAAACAACUUGUGAAAUAGCAGACGUUCUGGGUGAGGAGCAAGCUUCCAAAUCUCCCAGCCAGGCGGCACAAAGACCAAAGGAUGAAAAUAGUCUCCCUGAAAGCCGUCUAGCUCCUGCGCCUCCGCCACCGCCACCACUUUGCCCAGUUCCCACACCAGUGCCAGCUGGGCAGACGCCCUACCCUCCUUAUUUUGAAGGAGCCCCCUUCCCCCAGCCUUUAUGGGUACGCCACAGCUACAACCAAUGGGUACCGCAGCCCCCUCCCCGACCCAUAAAGAGGAAGAAGAGGCGGACGCGGGAGCCCGGCCGCAUGACCAUGAGUACCAUCCGGCUGCGGCCGCGCCAGGUACUUUGCGAGAAAUGCAAAAACACCUUGAAUAGCGACGAGGACAGCAAGGACGGCGUGAGCAAUGCAAAGAAUUCCAGAAAGGAAAACACACUACACAGCGACGAUGACGCCGACGAAGACAAAGAUACACCGAAUAAGCUCUCCAAGAAAAACGAUGCCGCCAAGGACAAUAAGAGACGGGAAAACGGCACCGGCGUGGACACCAAACGUCUCAGGAAGGACAAAAAGAGUGACGCUGAAGGGGACAAGUUCCCCACAGGCGACAUUAUUCCUCACAGUCCUGUCAUCAAGAUUUCCUACAGCACUCCACAGGGCAAGGGGGAGGUCAUGAAGAUCCCUUCCCGAGUCCACGGUUCAGUCAAACCCUUCUGUCCCAAGCAGCUGGCGCAUCAUGGCUUGGGCGAGAACGGCAAGAUUCCUUCCAACGCCACCAAGGAGCAAAGGCACAUUUUAGACGCUCGCCGCUCCGGUCUCACUGUAUCCAUUCCCAAACUCAAACUGACGAGGCCCUUCACGACCGUGUGUCAGGAUUUAGCACCCUCGCCCAAUAUCCGCCUGAGACAGAGGGAACACCACGAGAGCGUGGUGGAGUACGAGGCGCAGCUCGUCGGCGACGCCAGAAGACGAAGUCCGAGGGCGCCGGGACCUUGCCUGGGCCAUUCCGAGGACUCGCGAGAAGGCAAGAACUCUCUGGAGUUGUGGUCAGGGAGUUCGGGGGAGGAAGCCGAGCGCGGCCACAACGACCUAACGCUUCUCAUCAAUUUCCGUAAACGCAAAGCCGAUUCGUCCAGCCUGUCGGUUUGCAGCAGCGACAGCCUGGACGAAUCCAAGUCGUGCAGCUCGGACGGCACGUCGCCGGAGCUCUGCGACUUGGCGCCCGGCGAAGACCUUUCCGUCACCUCGUCUUCGUUACCGUCACGGGACGAUUGCAAGACGGUGCCCCCCCUCACCGUGCGCCUACACACUCGCAGCAUGACAAAAUGCGUGACGGAAGACGGACACGCCGUGGCCGUGGGAGACAUUGUAUGGGGCAAAAUCCACGGCUUCCCCUGGUGGCCCGCACGGGUCCUCAGCAUCAGCGGCACCCGCAAAGAGGAAACGGCCACCUGCGAAGCCCAGUGGCCCCAGGCCAAGGUGGCGUGGUUCGGUUCGCCCACCACAUCCCAGCUCUCCGUUGCCAAGCUUUCCCCCUUCAGAGAGCUCUUCAGGUCUCGUUUCAACCGCAAAAAGAAAGGGAUGUACCGGAGAGCCAUCUUGGAGGCGGCCAAGGCCGUCGGACACAUGAGCCCAGAGAUUACCUCGCUCCUUUCUCACUGCGACCCAUAGGAAGCUGGGUGCUGAAGGGAGGUCUCCCAGGGUUUUUUUGUGACCCUGUCAUCAAGACCCAGGAGGGGAGUAUGCGCGGUUGCCUCGGCGACUAUUUAUAUGCUGCCCUCCGCCCCACUACCACCUCCCUCCCUUCUUCUUCUUCUUUCGUUUCUUUUUCACAAGGCUGUUGUAAAAUGGCUGCCAAGGUGGAGGAUCGUUUCGGGCAUGGGAGCAAAACAAAACGACAACAAGAAAGAAGGACCAUGCAGCACAUGGUCUGCUGGGACUAUUCCUGUUCCCCCCCUGCUGCAAUCAUGUUUCGAUAGAGCCGAACAAUGAGCAACAUAACAAGAACCAGAAUGUAUUUAUUGCUAUAUUUUCAGAAUCCAUCUUUCUAUCUGGGAAAAGCGUGCUGCUGUCAUGAAUCCCUGCGCGCGCCGCGCCACCCUUUGGACAUUUAACGGAAGGGUUCAAAAAGUCUUAAACAACCUAACAUCUCCAAACUGUGAACAGCUCCAUCCAGUGAUAAUAGUAACUGUUCCUCAUCGAGUGACCAGUGUUCCAUCCAACAUGACUCGGAUUAGUGCAUGUUUAUACCGAUGGUCAUCCUUUGUAUGUCACCCUUACAUUUCAUUUUGAACGUUCGAUAUGUCAACCCCUCUUUCUUUCUUUUUUCUUCCAUCAUUUGUAAUUAUUUAAAGCAUUACGAAAAACAAAAAAAAGCACUUUAUCGGUACCUUGGUGGCCUGCUGUAAGCUCACU